GUGUUUGGAUAUUCCAAGUUUCGUUCUGCUUUCGGUAGAUGGCCAUCAUUUCAUGACAAAGAAUCAGAGACUCUCAUAGACAUUCCACCUGAUCAUAAUCUUUCCAAACUUUUCCAAAGAAGGUUUCAAAUUGAUCGAGAAAUUGAUGCAUGUUCACCUAUGUCUGCCAAAGAGAUAAAUACAACGCACAUAAAAAACACAACAUUUGGGAUCAACCACAUGGAGGGCGGCUGGCCUAAAGACAUCAGCUACCUCGAUCAGGAUCAAACUGUGAGGUACAGAAAGAAAGCAGAAAGAGAAGAAUCAUACAUUCCAACUAUGAACAAUUUAUGCAAGUCAAUGGAGGAAUGCAUCCAGCAGAACAACUCCAUAGACAUAUAUGUAAGGUACUUUGCCAAAGAACCCUUACUCGAAUAUCACCCUGAGGUCUCUGCCUCUGUUGCUUAUAACCUUAGGGACCCCAGUGGAUUAGGUCGAGGCGUGUCUUGUUUAACAUUUCAUCCCAAUGAGGGCAGUGAGAAGAUUGGGGUGGUGCAUUGCGAUUUGGAUUUUGAAGAAAUUUUGAAACCCUGUUAUGAAAGUUACAUAUGGAGAGUAGAGAAUCCAUUCCAGCCUGAGCAGAUCCUCUACCCCACCAGUCCAAUGCUGACCAUGCAGUACAACUACAAGGAUAGCAACCUUAUUGCCGGUGGACAACAUAACGGACAGGUUGCCUUUUUUGACAUUCGCAAAUCAAGUAAGCCAAUAUCAUUCACUGAAAAGUCGAUUUCGCACACAGAACCAGUCAACUCACUUAUCUGGAUUCAAUCGAAAACUGGAUUUGAAUGUUUCACGUGCUCAACUGAUGGACAGGUUUUGUGGUGGGACAUGAGGAACCUGAAUGAGCAUGCCGACCAGAUGUGCAUCGACUCUACCAGAAACAACGACAUCAACAUUGCAGAAGGUGGCAUUUCUCUUGAGUACAGUCCAACUGUGCCAACGAAGUUCAUGGUAGGAACAGAGCAAGGCAACGUGUAUUCAUGCACCAGGAGAGCUAAGAAUCCAGGUGAGAAGAUUGGACAGGUGUUUUCAGAGCAUCUUGGACCUGUCUACCUGCUUGAAAGAAAUUUUUAUCUCUACAAAAUUUUUCUAACAGUUGGAGACUACCAUGCAGAUAUAUGGAGCGAAGAUUUUCCACAUUCAGCACUGUGGAAAACUCCGAUGUACAACAGCCACGUGUUGCAUGGCGGUUGGAGCCCGCCGAGGCCGGCUGUCUUCUUCCUGAGCAAGGCAGAUGGAACAGUGGAUGUGUGGGACCUCAUGUACAAACAAAAGGGUCCUGAGUAUUCUAUAAAGUUGUGUGAUGAACGCUUGUUCUCUUUGGCAGUGGAGGAGAAAGGAGAAUUCAUAGCUGUUGGCUCUGAAUCAGGGGACACGUACAUUCUUCAGAUGAGUUCUGAAGUCUUUGAACCACAAAAUACUGAGAAAAACUUCUUCCUGUUUAUGACAGAAAGAGAGGCAAGGAGAGAAAAGUUUUUGUCAGAUAAGGAAAAAGACAAAAAAGUUGUAAAGGCUCAAAUGGCAGCUGCCGCUUCAACGUUAUUUUCUGAAAAGGAAAAAGAAGAAAUUAGUGAGCUUUUAAAUCAAACAACAGAUAUUUUCUAUGAAACCAUAAAGGAUGAAAAAAAGAAGUUAACUCAGCAAUCUCCACAAUUAUCAAAGGUAUUGCUCCAUUGGCACUGUAACCAUCAACUAUCUGUCAAAAUUGUUAUUUAG
This is a messenger RNA of Helobdella robusta, 1755 nucleotides long. RefSeq lists its product as hypothetical. The annotation marks the transcript as partial. The record is from RefSeq and is a predicted model, not a curated record. Gene Ontology annotation, molecular function: dynein light chain binding; dynein heavy chain binding. Gene Ontology annotation, biological process: cilium movement; outer dynein arm assembly. Gene Ontology annotation, cellular component: outer dynein arm. The transcript is spliced from 14 exons. Lineage: Eukaryota; Metazoa; Annelida; Clitellata; Rhynchobdellida; Glossiphoniidae.